Molecule: messenger RNA, 552 nt
Organism: Microsporum canis CBS 113480
Lineage: Eukaryota; Fungi; Ascomycota; Eurotiomycetes; Onygenales; Arthrodermataceae
Exons: 1
Coding region: 1-552 (183 amino acids)
Source: RefSeq, a predicted model, not a curated record
AUGAUGCGAGAUUGGACAGAGAACCUGGUACGGUGGAGAGGAAAAGGCGAUCAAGAAGCCAGAAUUCUUUCUCCCAAAAAACGAACCAUCCUGGCGAAUUCCCUGCCCGUAUCCCCAGACCCCUACAGGCUCAAAGUCCACAGACCCGCUGCUGGAUCCGCAAUCUCAUCCCACCGAGAAGAACGUGUUCUAGGACAUCGUCAUGCCUCGUUCUGGCGAUGGACGGAAGUGGAGGCCAGCGAGGCCGCUAACCACUUGGCGAAAUACAGUUGUCCGUUACCAAUAUUUGAAAGCACGAGAACAGAAAAUAAUACAUACAUAGCUAUUACGGAGUACUAUGUACGUUCAGCCAAGUUCACCCCCUCAGCUGGAGGAAUCUUCGGGCCCUUGGCUCGGAAUUCCAUGGCCGUGGAGGGGGGGAUAAGGGUUGGGAAUACUCCGGAGCCAAGUUCCAACUCAAAGAGUGUUUAUGUAUUACCAGAGCACAUCAGGAGGACAGUUGUACGGCUUACAGAGGUAGGGCUGGAUCCGCAUAUCUUUGCCUUGUUUUGA